Messenger RNA from Olea europaea var. sylvestris, 1427 nucleotides. Its product is annotated as trihelix transcription factor ASIL2. The coding region runs from base 175 to 1176 and encodes 333 amino acids. Gene Ontology annotation, cellular component: nucleus. The record is from RefSeq and is a predicted model, not a curated record. The transcript has 2 exons. Lineage: Eukaryota; Viridiplantae; Streptophyta; Magnoliopsida; Lamiales; Oleaceae. Gene Ontology annotation, molecular function: transcription cis-regulatory region binding.
GGUAGUGACACUUUUUUUUAACUUUCUCCAAUACGCCACUUAUUCUUGCCCUUUUCAUUUUCUCCCUCUAAAUGCUAGUGGCUCUCUCUCCCCUCUUCCUUGAACUCAACGUUUCAAGUUUUAUCUUCAAGUUGGCAGCUAAACGUAACAAGUUUUGUUGUAGUAUGAGGAGAGAUGGAUAGAGAACUUAAAAAUGGGAAUUCUUCUUCUUUCCUCUCUAUUAACAAUAACAACGAAGAGUCCCCUAGAAAGCCACAAGGUGGGGGUGGCAAUAGUGAUAGAUUGAAGAGAGAUGAGUGGAGUGAAGGAGCUGUUUCAAGCCUUCUUGAAGCUUAUGAGGCUAAAUGGACACUUAGGAACCGUGCAAAACUCAAGGGACAAGAUUGGGAAGAUGUUGCAAAACAUGUCUCGUCACGUGCAAACUCGACUAAGUCUCUUAAGACGCAAACACAGUGUAAGAACAAGAUUGAGUCGAUGAAGAAAAGGUAUAGGUCGGAGUCUGCUGCGGCUGAUGCUUCGUCGUGGCCGCUUUAUCCUCGUCUUGAUCUUCUACUCCGUGGAAAUGCUCCUCCUCCUCCUCUUUCGUCGUCUCCUCAAAUUUGUCACGGCCCAACUUUUAUGUUUUUAGAAACAUCACUACCGCAAGAACUGCCACAGCCUACACCAACGGUGCCACCUCCACCUCUACCGCCACCUCUACCUCCAGCUCCAACCACGGUUUUGCAACCUGGAAAUCUUGUGCAAAAUUCACAUGGAUCGAAUGGUCUUGAUCGGUCGGCCAAGGAAGAUGGAGUUGCCGACAAAUUAUCCGAUCAUGAAUCGGAUAAAAAUCGCAUGGAGACAGAUAGUAGCACGCCAGGGCCUUGUAGCGGACAGGAGAAACUAAAGUCGAAAAAUUUAAAGAUGAAGAUGGGGCGAAAAAAUAAGCGAAGAGGAGAAGAAAGGGAUAUAGCAGAGAGCAUUAGAUGGUUAGCAGAAGUGGUACUGAGGUCGGAACAAUCUCGAAUGGAGACUAUGAGAGAGUUAGAGAGAAUAAGAGCUGAAGCUGAUGCUAAGAGAGGAGAAAUGGAUCUUAAAAGGACUGAGAUUAUUGCAAAUACUCAACUGGAAAUUGCUAAGCUCUUUGCAGGAAUUGGAAGAGGAGUUGAUUCUUCAUUGAAGAUUGGAAGAAGUUGACAAAUAAUUUAGUAGGAUACUUGAGAAUAUGUAUUGACGUAUUGUAAUACAUAGUAAGUGAAUUUGAAGAUCAAGGAAAAAAAAAAUGAUAUUGAUUUGGAUGGAUUAUGACUAUCAAGAAAAGGAGUAAAAAUGCUUGAGAAGACAAGUAAAGUUGCUUGUUUAUAUAUUACUGUCCAAGUAUUUAUGUGAUGUAAUGACAAAACAAAAUCAUGGCAGUUCAAAAUUUUAAGCCAAGAAUAACUGAUGAA